Bufo bufo (common toad) is the source of this 11744-nucleotide messenger RNA. RefSeq names its product sushi, von Willebrand factor type A, EGF and pentraxin domain containing 1 (gene SVEP1). Bases 376 to 11253 code for a protein of 3625 amino acids. The transcript is spliced from 49 exons. The record is from RefSeq and is a predicted model, not a curated record. Lineage: Eukaryota; Metazoa; Chordata; Amphibia; Anura; Bufonidae. Gene Ontology annotation, molecular function: calcium ion binding.
CAGAGAGAGAGAGAGAGGAAAGUGGAGCUGAGACAAUAGAAAGGGAGGGAAUGAGAAGCACAAGAAGAGGAUAGAGGUUUGCACAGACUCUUAAAAUACUCCUGCACAGCUUCAUAAGAAUGAAGAGGAGGGGAGGACAUUGAUUUGAUCAGCACAUGAGCAGAGCAUGCAGCCAGCAACCCUUCUUGCAAUAUGUUCUCUAUAAUUCUUCACAUCUGCACAGCUACUUGGAUAGUCGAUGUGGAACAUUAGUUUUGGGCCAGGCAUCCUAUAACAAACACUUUAAGAACUGGGGGAGGGGGAGGGCAAUAGGAAAGUAUCUCACAUUAUUAUUACUUCCUAAGGACCAGCAAACUGUUUCCUGCUCAGGUGACCAUGUUGCGCUUGGCUUCAAUUUGUUGCUGCCUUUCUUUGGUCCACUGUUGGACAACUUUUCAGCAUCAGGUUCCAGCUUUCAGGAGCUCCUCAUCACAAGUUUUCCAGAUCUCAGACAGCAGGAUCUCACAAGGAACAGACAGCACAGAAAACAAAGUGGAAAGGCUGGGACAGUAUUUUAAGAAGAAUAUUAGGAGGUUGAGAGAGACAAGUCACAAUUUGGACCUGGUCUUUUUGGUGGAUGAGUCUUCUAGUGUAGGCCAUGCCAACUUUGUUAACGAACUAAGGUUUGUCAAGAAGCUUCUCUCUGACUUUCCAGUGGUGCCUUCUGCUACCAGAGUGGCCAUUGUGACGUUCUCUUCCAAGAACAAUGUUCAGACCAGAGUGGAUUACAUCUCCUCUAGUCAGUCUCAUCAACACAAGUGUUCUCUCCUCAACAGAGAGAUCCCAGCUAUCACCUACAAGGGAGGGGGGACUUACACGAAAGGAGCCUUCCAGCAAGCAGCGCAAAUACUCAGGCAUUCGCGUGGAGAUUCAACCAAGGUGAUCUUUCUCAUCACGGAUGGCUAUUCAAAUGGUGGAGACCCAAGGCCUGUUGCAGCAGGUCUACGAGAUCUUGGAGUUGAAAUCUUUACAGUUGGAAUAUGGCAUGGGAAUAUUCGAGAGCUGCAUGACAUGGCAUCCCAGCCAAAAGAAGAGCACUGCUACUUUCUGCACAGCUUUGAAGAGUUUGAAGCACUAGCGCGACGGGCACUGCAUGAAGAUCUGCCCUCUGGGAGUUAUAUUCAGGAGGACAUUUCACAUUGCUCUUAUCUGUGCGAUGCUGGGAAAGACUGCUGCGAUGUCAUGGCGAGCUGCAAGUGCGGCACUCACACUGGCCAAUAUGAAUGCAUCUGUGAGAAAGGAUAUUACGGUAAAGGACUGCAAUACGAGUGCACAGCCUGUCCAUCUGGGACGUACAAACCCGAGGGUAAACCAGGUGGAGUCAGCACUUGUAUCCCAUGUCCUGAUCCAAAUCACACGUCACCACCAGGGAGCACAUCAGUUGAAGACUGUGCAUGUAAAGAGGGAUAUGAAGAAGAAGGUCAGAUCUGCAAAGUGGUGCGCUGCCCAGAGUUGCUGCCCCCAGAGAAUGGCUAUUUUAUCCAGAACAUCUGCAACAAUCACUUUGAUGCAGCCUGUGGAAUCCGAUGCAUGACAGGGUAUGAAUUAGUAGGAAGCAGCAUUCGACUCUGUCAACCAAAUGGACUGUGGUCCGGCUCAGAAGCCACCUGCAAAGUUCGAACAUGUCCAAAACUUCAUCCCAUUGAAAAUGGCAAAAUAAGCUGUUCACCAAGUGAUACUUCAUAUGGAACUGUAUGUUCUGUGACAUGCAAAGAUGGAUACCGGGUGCAGGGACGUUCUAAACUUACUUGUCAAGCAAAUUCAUACUGGGAUGCAAAGGAGCCGAUCUGUACUGAAAUCUAUUGCCCUGCAUUUUCCAAGCCUGAAAACCUUCUGAUAUUUCCACUGACCUGUGGACAAGAGGCUGCUGUAUUUGGAUCAGUGUGCUAUUUGAGAUGUCAAAAAGGAUUUGUUUUGUCUGGAGUCGGGGAUGAAAUAAAAUGUACAUCCAAUGGCAAAUGGAGUGAAGAUAUCCAAACAGCAGUAUGCAAAGACACUGAACCUCCAGUAAUCAAGUGUCCAGAUGAUAUAACUGCCGAAAACAUUCAGCACCAAAAUAUAGCACAUAUUAAUUGGGAAAUUCCAGAAGCAACAGAUAAUGCGGAGGAAGAGGUAUUGAUUGAGGUUAUUCCAGCUUUUAUACCACCUCAUAUGUUUCCUAUUGGGGAGGUAUCUGUAACAUAUACUGCAACAGACAGUUCAGAUAAUCAAGCAAGUUGUACCUUCAGCAUCAAGGUUAUUGAUGUAGAUCCACCAGUCAUAGACAGAUGCAGAUCACCUCCAGUAAUUCAAACAAGUGACAGCAAUCAGAGUGUUACCUGGGAAGAGCCUCAAUUCUCUGACAACUCAGGUGCUCCAUUAAUUAUAACAAAAACCCAUUCUCCUGGAGAUAUUUUCCCUAAAGGAGAAACGGUUGUGGAGUAUGUUGCAAGUGAUCCUUCUGGAAAUACUAGAAAGUGUGAGAUUAAUAUCAUCAUUAAAGGCUCACCUUGUGAGAUUCCAUCAACACCUCAAAAUGGAGAAUUUGUCUGCUCCAAAGACAUGGAUGGUGUAAAUUGCACCAUACAAUGUAAGGAGGGUUUUGAAGUAGCAGAAGGCUCAGCUCAGAAUUUCUUCUGUACCUUUAAAGAUGGUGCAUGGAAACCGCAAACAACAGACUGGCCUGAUUGCUCUGUGAAACGUUUUGCUAACCAUGGAUUUAAGUCAUUUGAGACGCUGUACAAGGCCACACGAUGUGAUGACACCAACCUGCUGAAGAACUUUGCAGAUGCCUUUCAGACAUCGCUUGGUAAAAUGGUUCCAUCCUUCUGCGGUGAUGUUGAUGACAUUGAUUGCCGGCUUGAAGAUCAGUACCAGCAACAGUGCCUUGACUACAAUUAUUAUGAGAAUGGAUUUGCUAUAGGACCUGGUGGCUGGGGAGAUGCUAACAGACUGGAUUACUCUUAUGAUGAUGUUUUUGAUGUAACUGAUGAUGAACUAGGUGAAAAGUCUGAAACCACAUCUCAUCUACGUGUAAAGAGACAUAAGAGGGUGAAUAUUCCAGCUACAGAUCAGAAAGUCAAGUUUGUCUUUAAUAUUACAGCAAGCGUACCAUUGCCAGAGAGAAGGAAUGACACGGUGGAAUUAAGUAACCAAGAACGCCUCCUUAAAACUUUAGAGACUAUAACAAAUAGGCUGAAGAGGACUCUUCGCAAGGAGCCUCUAUAUUCCUUCCAGUUUUCUUCAGAAAUGAUCAUAGCUGAUAGUAAUUCAUUGGAGGAAGCUAAAGCUGUUCUCUUUUGUAGACCAGGCUCUGUACUGAAAGGACGAAUGUGCGUAAACUGUCCAAAGGGUACAUUUUAUUCUUUGGAACACAACACAUGUGAAAGCUGCUGGAUGGGCUCAUACCAGGAUGAAGAAGGCCAAAUGGAGUGCAAAAACUGCCCUAUCGGUACUUAUACUGAAUACCUGCACUCCAAGCGUAUAUCUGAAUGCAAAGCUCAGUGCAAGCCAGGAACAUAUUCCUUAAAUGGCCUUGAAACCUGUGAGUCAUGUCCACGUGGCACUUACCAGCCGGUGAUGGGAGCAAAGUUCUGCCUCUCCUGCUCAAGUGGAAUGUCAACAGUUAAAAGAGGAUCGGUGGACAGCGCAGAAUGUGGAGUUCCUUGCCAUGCCGGCGAGUUUUCACGAUCUGGAUUAGUGCCAUGCUUUCCUUGUCCAAGGGACUACUAUCAGCCGGAACCGGGGAAAUCUUAUUGCCUGUCAUGUCCAUUUUACGGAACAACAACUAUGACUGGAGCCAGGUCGAUAACAGACUGUUCAAGUUUUGGCUCCAGCUUCUCGGCAGCAGAGGAAAGCGUAAUGAUUCCCAUUUCUCCACAAAAUGUCAACAGCAAAUACAAAGUCAGCAGUCAGGUUUUUCACGAGUGCUUUUUAAAUCCAUGCCAGAACAGUGGAACCUGCAAACAAGUUGGAAGUGGAUAUACUUGCACAUGUCUCAAGGGCUACACAGGUACAAAGUGUGAAAUUAACAUUGAUGACUGCAAAUCCAUGCCAUGCAGAAACAACGGAAUUUGUAAGGAUGGGGUUGGAAAAUUUGAAUGUCAUUGUCCCGCUGGCUUCAGAGGUUCUUUAUGCGAAGAGAACAUUAAUGAAUGUAUUUCUAGUCCAUGUAAAAAUGAGGGCACGUGCAUAGACAGUAUAAACAUGUAUCACUGCCGAUGUGCAAAUGGAUUUCUUGGUACAAAUUGUGAAAUAGAAAUAGAUGAAUGCCUGUCAAAGCCUUGUGUAAACAACGGUGAAUGUAAGGAUCUGAAGGGAGAUUUUCAAUGUGUGUGCCCCCCCGGAUAUACCGGCAAACAAUGUGAACAAAAUAUUGAUGAUUGUCAAAGUGGACCCUGCAAGAAUGGAGCCUCUUGUACUGAUGGAAUUAACAGCUUCAGGUGUACAUGUAAGGAUGGCUUUAUUGGAAAGCUCUGCGAAGUCAAUGUUAAUGAAUGUGAAUCCAAUCCAUGUCUUAACCAGGCUAAAUGUACAGAUGGCAUCAAUUCUUACACUUGUAAAUGUGUGCCAGGAUAUUCGGGAAGCAGGUGUGAAACAGAACAGUCCUCUGGAUUUAACCUGGAGUUUGGGGUCUCUGCUAUAUAUAGCUAUGUCAUGCUUGAUAGUGUUUUACCGACACUGAAUGCAGUCACCUGUGCCUUCUGGAUGAAAUCCUCCGAUGUGACCAAUUAUGGGACACCAAUAUCAUAUGCCAUUGAUAAUGGCAUUGACAACGCAUUCCUUCUCACAGACUAUAACGGAUGGGUGCUUUAUGUUAAUGGCAAUGGGAGAAUAACCGAUUGCCCUUCCGUAAAUGAUGGUAAAUGGCACCAUAUUGCUGUUACUUGGACAAGUACUGAUGGGUCUUGGAAAGUCUAUAUUGAUGGAAAACUCUCAGACCAUGGAAAAGGCUUAUCAGUGGGAAAACACAUACCUGGAGGUGGUGCUUUAGUCCUUGCACAAGAACAAGACCAGAGGGGGGAAGGUUUCAACCCUGCAGAAUCUUUUGUUGGAUCAAUCAGUCAGCUUAAUAUAUGGGAUUAUCCACUUUUACCUGAACAGGUGAAAUUAUUGGCUACUUCAUGUCCACAUCAUCUUCAAAAGGGAAAUGUGUUAGCUUGGGCUGACUUCCUGGCAGGUGUGGUUGGAAAAGUUAAAGUAGACAACAAGAGCAUAUUCUGUUCAGAUUGUCCAGUCUUGGAAGGAUUGUCACCUCAUUUGCAUGCAUCCGACAGUGAUUUAAAACCAGGUUCCAAGAUCAGCUUGUACUGUGACCCUGGCUAUCAGAUUGUGGGCAGUUCAGAACAGUGGUGUCUUAACCUAGGAGAUUGGAACCAUCCUCUUCCACGCUGUGAAAGAAUCAGCUGUGGAAAGCCGCCUCAUCUGAAAAAUGGUAUUAAUACUGAUGAAAACUUUUUUGCUGGAAGCACUGUCACAUACCAGUGCAAUACUGGGUAUUACCUGCUUGGAGAUUCAAGGAUGUUUUGUACAGAUAAUGGAAGCUGGGAUGGUACCUCACCAAUGUGUUUGGAUGUUGAUGAAUGUGCAGUUGGAUCAGACUGCGAUAGACAUGCAUCAUGCACUAAUACUAAUGGCUCCUACAUUUGCACCUGCAUACCGCCAUACACUGGUGAUGGAAAAGCAUGUACAGGUAAAUAUGAACCUGUAAAAUGUCAAGAUCCGGGUGAGCUGGAAAAUGGAAAUUCUUCUGGUGACUACUUUGGCGUUGGAAGUGAACUGACAUUUUCAUGCAAUGAGGGAUAUAACUUGAAUGGAAGCGUGAAAGUAACAUGUUUGGAGUCUGGAGAGUGGAGUGGUGAAAUACCCUACUGCCAAGCUGUGUCAUGUGGCGAGCCACCAAGUCCAGAACAUGGAGGCAUUGUGGGCUCCAAUUUCACCUAUGGCAUGACAGUUAUUUUCAGAUGCAAUAAUGGAUAUACAUUAUUAGGCAGUGAAGAAACUGUAUGUCUUGCUGAUGGUUCCUGGAACAAUCAAGUCCCAUCUUGUGAGUCAGUCACUUGCUCCAAACCAAAGGAAAUAGCUUAUGGGAAUUUAACUUUAAGUGGUCUAACAUACAAGUCAACAGCAUCAUAUCAGUGUGACACAGGAUACAGUUUGCAGGGUCCAUCGACUUUGGUGUGUGAAGCUUCUGGUAACUGGAGUAGCCAGCAUCCAUCCUGUCAACUUGUGAAUUGUGGACCUCCUCCAGUUGUUAGGGAUGCCAUUUCCAAAGGACGCGACUUCACUUUUGGAAACAAAGUGACAUACACUUGUAAGGAAGGCUACAGUCUAGUUGGUCAGAAAACUAUAACCUGUUCAAUGACUGGAAAAUGGAGUGAGAAUAUUCCACAAUGUAUGGCCAUUUCUUGUGAUGAACCUCCAAAUACUGACCACGCCUCUUCAUACAGUGCUCAUAGACUUUAUGGAGACACUGCAUAUUAUUACUGCUUUGAUGGGUACAGUAUGGCUGAUAAUAGUAAAAUGCUGUGUAACACGCAAGGAAAGUGGGUACCUCCUGAUGGCAAGGAAACACCUUAUUGCAUUGCUGAUUUUUGUGAGAAGCCUCCUGCUGUUGCAUAUGGUAUCUUGGAGUCAAUCAACAAAGCCAAAUUUGUUUCUGGCACAACAGUUAGCUUCAAAUGUACUGAAGGCUUCAUACUAAACACCACUUCUAAGAUUGAGUGCUUGCGCGGUGGACAAUGGAACCCAUCACCUACAACAAUUCAGUGCAUACCGGUCCGUUGUGGAGAACCUCCUGGUAUAAAAAAUGGCUAUGUCAGUGGUAAUAACUACAGCUUUGAUGCAGUGGUAGCUUACAGUUGCAACAAAGGGUACUACAUAAAAGGGGAGAAGAAACGGACAUGUCAGGCAUCUGGAGAAUGGAGUGGUCGGCUUCCAGCUUGUCAUCCAGUGUCCUGUGGCCAACCACCUGAACUUGAAAAUGGUGUUAUAGAGAAUAAAACAGGCAACGUAUUUGAGGAUGAGGUAACUUAUUCCUGCAAACCUGGAUACAAACUAGUUGGUAGCAACAAAAAAGUAUGCCAAUCCAAUAAACAGUGGUACAGUGAGUCUCCACUAUCAUGUACUCUUCUAAGCUGUGAAAAACCACCACCCCUUAAACAUGGUGACAUUAAAGGGGCAACUAUUGAUGUUGGUUCAAAAAUUGAAUUUGUAUGUGAUGAGGGAUAUGAACUUGUUGGAGAAACUAGCUGGACUUGUCAAAAAAAUGGAAAAUGGGACAAAAAAAAAUUACCUAAUUGUGUACCAUCAAAAUGCCAAGAACCACCACUAUUAGAACACCAGUUAGUACUUAAAGAGGUUGCUAAUGAAACAGGAGUUGUAAAAUUUUCCUGUAGAGAUGGCUAUGUUCUCCAAGGUUCCUCUGUUUUACGAUGUCUACCAUCACAACACUGGAAUGAUUCUUUUCCAUUAUGCAAGCUUGUUCUCUGUCCCAAGCCACCAGAUAUUGAUUUUGGGGACCCCAAAUCAGUGCCUUCUCUUCAUUAUGGGACUAAUAUACAAUAUACAUGUAUGGAUGGAUUUCUGCUUAGGGGACCACCUGAAAUAACUUGUGAAGCAGACGGUAAUUGGGGUCCAGAUCUUCCCAGCUGUGCUCCAGUUGAGUGUCCUCAACCAGAUGAAAUUCCUAAUGGAAUUGUUGACGUUCAGGGACUGACAUAUCUCAGCACCGUUCUUUAUACAUGCAAACCUGGAUUUGAGUUAAUGGGAAAUGCAACGUUAAUUUGUGGACCAGUAGGACAUUGGCUAGGUGGACUGCCAGUAUGUAAACCCAUCAGAUGUCCUGGAGCUAAAGAUAUUACAAAUGGCAAAAGUUCUUCACACAGUCUUCAUUUUGGACAAACUGUCACAUAUUCAUGUAAUAAAGGGUACAGACUUGAAGGACAGCCUAUUAUUACUUGCAUUGAAACCGGAGAAUGGGAUGCUAAUCCCCCAAUCUGUAAAGCGAUUGCUUGUGAUCCUCCUCACGCUAUUAACAAUGGCUUUGUAGAAGGAGCUGAUUAUAGGUAUGGCGCCAUGAUCAUUUAUAGUUGUAUGCCUGGUUAUCAGUUAACUGGACCUGCUAUAAUUACUUGUGAAGAUUCAGGUUGGUCCAGUCCUACUCCAAUGUGUGUGCAUACAGAUUGUGGUCUCCCACCACAUAUUGACUUUGGACAAUAUAGAAAAUAUGAUGACAUCAUAAUGAAUGGGAACCUGAAACUUGAAAUGUAUAAAGCAUCAAUUACUACCCAACCUCCAAACACUCUAUAUAAUUACCAUAAAGGUGGUAAUUAUUCAGUGAGGGAUAUUAGCAAUGAUGUCUCAGAAUUUUUAUAUGGAACUUUUAUUUUGUACACUUGUUACCAUGGCUAUGAACACCAGGGAGAACCGCUAUUAUUUUGUCAGGAAGAUGGUACUUGGAAUGGAAGUGCCCCUGUCUGUUUGCCAAUAGAAUGCAUUAUACCUAUAGCUCCUGAAAAUGGCAUGGUACAUUAUACUGAUAAAUCACUUGAUAGCACUAUUUAUUAUAAAUGUAAGGAGGGAUAUGAACUUAUUGGGUCAGAGAACAGUACCUGCUUGUCUACAAAGAAAUGGAGUAAUGACAUUCCACAGUGUGCUAUCAUAUUUUGCAAGCCACCUACCCAGAUACCAAAUGGAUACAUAGAAGCCUCAAAUUACUCAUAUAUGAGUGUUGUGCAUUAUAAAUGUGACAUUGGAUAUAGAAUACAUGGCUCUAGCAAAAUAACAUGUCAAGACGAUACACAGUGGGAUGGGGAAGAACCUAUAUGCAUCCCUAUUUCUUGUGGUCAGCCCCCAGUUCUAAUAAAUGGACAAAUUAGUGGAAAUGACUAUAGUUAUGGAAAGCAUAUUGAGUAUCAGUGCUUUGAAGGCUUCAUCCUCAAUGGUGCUAAGAACAGAACCUGCCUUGAGGAUGGACAAUGGAGUGGAACAUUCUCAGAAUGCAUACCGAUAACAUGCAAAACACCUCAGGCUGUUGUUAAUGGGGAGAUUGAAGGGACAGAAUAUACUGUUGGAAGCAAUAUAAUUUAUAGGUGUAACCAAGGGCAUAAGUUAGAAGGAGUAUCAAAGCUUACCUGCCAAAAAGAUGGAGCAUGGGAUGCAGAAGCCCCACUGUGCACUCCCAUAGAUUGUGGUCCUCCAGAAGAUAUUUCUCAUGGUUUCCUUAACAGUUCAGGCUUUCAUUACAAUGAAUAUGUGCAAUAUAUUUGCUUUCCUGGUUAUGAAAUACAUGGAAGUCCGACACGACAAUGUUUAGCAAGUGGCUUGUGGAGUGGAAAUGCCCCCCAUUGUCUUCUUUGUGAAUGCUCUAAACCACCUAUUCUAAAUGCAAAGGUUAUUGGAGAGGAUUUCAGCUGUGGCCAUUCAAUCAAAGUCAAAUGUAAUGAUGGCUUCAAACUGUUUGGACAUUCUGAACUCAGUUGUGAGUCUGCAGGAAAAUGGAGUACAGGCUUUCCAUACUGUGGAAAGGUGUCUUGUGGUCCUCCACCUAUCAUUCCAAAUGCAUUCAUUAACGGUAGUAGUUCAACACUUGAGAAUGCAAUCAAAUACACAUGCCUCACAGGCUACAUUAUGCAAGGGAAGUCUGAUCUUGUGUGCACAGAAGAUGGAAAUUGGAGUAAUCCCUACCCUAUUUGUCAGUUACUUUCCUGUGGACCACCACCAAUUAUUCCAUACACCAUAAUAACUGGUGAUUCCUACACUUAUGGAAGUGUGAUUGAAUAUCGAUGUGAAGAUGGCUAUAUAAUGGAUGGAGACACAGUAACAAAAAGAUGUGUGGAGGAUGGAUUCUGGUCAACAGAAGAAAUUGUCUGUGUCCCAAGAAAAUGUAAAUUGCAAUCAGAUACAGUAAAAAUCAAGGCAGAUUAUGAUAUAAAUAGAACUGUAACUGUCGUAUGCAAAACUGGUUAUACAUUGUCAGGACCAAGCACCUCAACCUGUAUGACAGAUGGCAACUGGUUACCUCCUCUGACUGAUGACGUAUGUUCUCCUAUAUCAUGUGGUCAACCUUCUGUUCCUGAUCAUGGCACAGUGUUUGGCACCAAAUAUUUCUACAAAGAUACUGUUCUCUACCAAUGUGAUGCUGGAUAUGAAAUACAUGGUUCAAUUGAAAGAGUGUGUGAGGCAAACAAAUCAUGGAGUGGAGUGGAUCCUCAGUGCAAAAGGAUUUCCUGCAACCAGCCAGAACUAAUAGAGAAUGGUCUCAUUCAUGGCACAAGCUACUUUUUUGAAGAUGAAAUUCAUUAUAGCUGUAACCAAGGAUAUGAAAUUCAUGGUCCAAGCCAUAGAAUAUGUCAUGUGGAUAAACAAUGGCGCCCAUCAGCUCCUACGUGUGUGAAGACCAGAUGUGAAAUCCCAAAUGAUUUACAAAAUGGACGCGUUGAGUAUGAAAGUUCUACUGUCCGUAGCACUGUAAAGUACCAUUGUAAUAGUGGGUAUAGUUUGGAAGGGGAAGAUGUUGCCAGAUGCUCAGAAAAUGGAAAAUGGAGUCAUCCUGCACCUCUGUGUAAACCAAACCCUUGUCCUGUGCCAUUUGUGAUCCCGGACAAUGCAAUUCUGACAGAAAGCGAAUUCUAUGUUGGCCAAAAGUUAUCCAUAAAAUGUCGAAAGGGCUAUCGCCUUACUGGCCAAGCCGUUAUAACUUGCAAUGCUGAUUUAACCUGGACAGAAUCAAAUGCUAAAUGCGAAAAAAUAUCUUGUGGUCCACCUGUUCAUGUGCAAAAUGCACUGAUCCGAGGAUUGUUUCAUCAUUUUGGAGACAUGGUGACAUACUCAUGUUACAGUGGAUACAUGUUAGAGGGAUCAUUUAGAAGUGUAUGUUUGGAAAAUCAGACAUGGACCACACCUCCUUCCUGCAAAGCUGUAUGCAGAUUUCCAUGUCAGAAUGGUGGUGUAUGUGAAAGGCCAAAUGCAUGUUCCUGUCCUGAAGGUUGGAUGGGAAGGCUUUGUGAAGAACCAAUUUGCAUCCUACCAUGUCUAAAUGGAGGUCGUUGUACAACUCCAUACAAAUGUGACUGCCUAAAUGGAUGGACUGGAUCUCGCUGUCAUCUUGCGGUUUGCCAGUCGCCUUGCUUAAAUGGAGGUAGAUGUAUACGACCAAACAGAUGUAAUUGCCCACCAAGCUGGACAGGGCCUGACUGUUCUAGAAAAAGAAAGAAUGGGUUUUCUCCUUUUUAGUGGUAAAUUGGAUUUGCUGCACAGAAAAGAAUCCAUUUCAUGCAGGAUCUAAAAUGGAGUGCAUUUUAAUUCAAAUUUGAAUGCCAUAAUGUGAUAUAUUUUCUUAAGCUUGUGGAUGUUUUUUUUUUUAAGUUCUUCUGUAUUUUCAUAUGCAAAUGUAUAUUAAUAAUAUGCUGCUGAAAGUUGAAUGUUAAUUGAAUGGGAAUAUUGUAUAUACUUUCUCAAGGUUCACUUAAAUACUGCAUCUAAAUGGGUUUAACUUCCCAGGUAAUGGUAGGGGAUAUGCCUGUGAUGGCAGAUAAUGAGCAGAAAAACUGAAAAGAUCAGAAUUCAACAAUGUUUAUAUAUCUUUUGCUGUCUUUCUGUUAAUUGGAUUCAAGAUUCAGCAAAAAAAAAAUGUUUAUUUUGCUUAUUGUAACUAUGUUGUUGAUGUGAAUUACUCAUAAAAGGAAAGGCUUACAAUCCAUUUUAUAAUAAAAAGAAAGAACUCA